This is a messenger RNA of Nymphalis io (European peacock), 1960 nucleotides long. Its product is annotated as adenylate cyclase, germination specific-like. The transcript has 15 exons. The record is from RefSeq and is a predicted model, not a curated record. Gene Ontology annotation, biological process: cGMP biosynthetic process; receptor guanylyl cyclase signaling pathway; intracellular signal transduction. Gene Ontology annotation, molecular function: peptide receptor activity; guanylate cyclase activity. NCBI's taxonomy places the organism in Eukaryota, Metazoa, Arthropoda, Insecta, Lepidoptera, Nymphalidae. The coding region runs from base 104 to 1960 and encodes 618 amino acids.
AUUCACUUGUUUUUUUGGUGUAUUUGACUGUUCAAUAUUUCAAUUAUUGUUAUGUUAUGUUAUGUUAGUGUAAUUGUGUUGGAGAUAUUAGUAUACUAAAAGGAUGACAUCGAACGCGUUGAAGGUUGACAACUGGUCACACUGCACCACACCUUCUGAGAGACCAUCAUCACAGCUGGUCUCCGUGAAAGUUGGAUGUUUUCACAUAAACCCUGCGUCCAUACAAGGUCGAAGGAUAUUUCUGCUGCAAAUGGUGGUUCUAUGCUUCGUGCCCCAUGCAGCGCUCAUAAUCCAGAACUGCUCAAUAAUGGCUCAGCUGUCGCAGACCUUCGACGCUUCUCUAUUUUUAAACACAGAGGUAAAUACGACGCUGUCGCUGGGUGAAAUGGUGCUUGCAGUUCAAGAUGAACGGCUUUUCGUUACAAGAUAUUUGUUCUCAGAUUACCAAGCGAUGGAUUAUUUUAAUGAGACAGUACUACAAAGGACAUUUUCAAUAACGGAUCGCUGGUUAGACGAGGAGUCUACGUUUCACGUCCCGAACUCCUUCAAGCUAGCGUUAUACCAUUUUAGAGAGGAUAUUCUGAGCAUAUCAAAUCUGAAGAAGGAAGACCUGUUCAAGAGGAUAUCAAUAUAUCAACAAAUAAAUGCCGUGUUGCUCGUUUAUCUCGUGAAAUAUGCAAGGACAACAAAUUCAGCGGUAUGGAGGCAGUUGUCAGCGACUUACGAACUCGUGCAAACAAUGGAUGAAUUAUCUAUUGCUUUUACCAUGGUUACGUUUUCGUCACCUGGAAAUUUGGAACGAAUUCAGAAAGCGCAGAACCAUCUGGCCGUAGCGCUGGAACAUCUGCAAUCGACUGUUCAAUACUUGGAAGUUGAGAGGAUCAAUACUACUGAUCUUGAGGAGAUUUUAGUAUUUUACAAAACAUCAACGUUGCUAGUUUGGAAUGAAACAAAUGUAGCUGAAGGUACGUGGCACUACACGUCAUACAACUUUACAGAGAAAACCUACAACUUUCUAGAACAUUUGAGAGAAAUUCAAAGCAACUUGUGGAUUAUAGUUCGCGAAUCAACGGCAACAGAAAUAUGGAACUCACGACGUACUCUAGUAUUGGGUGUGAGCGUACUCGCGAUAGUGCUGUUCGCGGCACCCGUACUCGUUGUGCUGCUGCAGCACACCCUUACCACUAUACAGAUAUUCACAGAAUCCAUAGAGCUGAGUACACAGCAGCUGAUGGCAGAGAAACAGAAGAGUGACAUGUUGCUGUCUAGGAUGUUGCCGAUGCCGGUGCUGAGGAGACUGCGAGCUCAGAGGACGGUACCGGCGGAGGCUUUUGACGCCGUCACCAUAUACUUCAGCGAUAUUGUCGGCUUCACCACUAUAUCUGCUAACAGUACGCCCAUGGAGAUCAUCAAUAUGUUGAACAUGCUGUACAGAAUGUUCGACGAUACAAUAAUGCAGUACAACGUGUACAAAGUGGAGACGAUAGGUGACGCGUAUAUGGUCGUAUCUGGUCUACCACAGCGGAACGGCAAUCGUCACGCGUCCGAGAUAGCGGAUAUGUCUCUGGCGUUGAUGCAUAGCGUGCAAGGCGCGUGCGUGCCGCACCGGCCGCUAGAGACGUUACGGGUGCGCGCCGGAGUGAACACUGGUCCCUGCGUCGCUGGCGUCGUGGGUGCCACCAUGCCGCGAUACUGCCUCUUCGGCGACACCAUCAACACCGCUAGCAGGAUGGAGAGCACAGGGGAACCAAUGAAAAUACAUAUAUCGCAUACGACGAAGACAGCCUUGGAUAUUAUCGGAAAUUAUAUGGUGGAAUCCCGGGGGAUGGUCGAUGUCGCGGGUAAAGGCUUAAUGGAAACCUUCUGGCUGCUCGGGAAAGUUGGGCAAAUGCAUGUGGAGAAUUCACGCUGCCGUUUGCAAGACUAUGACCAGAAUGUUCUAGAACUACUGAUUAAAUAG